AUGAGUAUUCCGGAUCUACAUCCCGAGGUUCAUCUUCAUGCCAUUAAAAGUGGUCUUCGUCCAGGGAAAUUCCAGGAGACCAUCGCUGUGGCUAAGCCGAAAACUUUGGCUGAAUUCCGUGAAAAAGCUAAGGGGCAGAUAGAUAUCGAAGAACUUUGCCAAGCGCGGAAGUCAGAUAAGUCGGUCACUAAAGACGACGAAAGAGCUCGAGAUACCAAGAAAGGGUUCAAACCAGUCUCCUGUUACGAAUCAUACACCCAGUUCAAUACCAAAAGGGAUGAUAUCAUUAAGGAAAUUUUGAAUUCAAAGUUGAUUAAACCUCCCCGCAAGGCAGGCAAUUACCCUGAGCCCAAAAACAUCGACAAAUCAAAAUACUGCACCUUUCACCAGAAGCAUGGCCACACAACUGAUGAGUGUGUAAUUGCUAAAGAUCUCCUGGAAUGGUUGGCACGACAAGGCCAUCUCGAUAAAUUCAUUGCAGGUCACAUGCAGAAGAGAACGGCAUCCAGCUCCGAGCAACCCUCAACAGGUCAAUCGUCAAAGGAAAAGGAUAAAGCCCCAGCUCAACCACGGGGAGUAAUCAAUUGUAUUUCAGGAGGUUAUGCCGGUGGAGGGAGUACAAGCUCGGCCAGAAAACAAAAUUAUCGAGCUAUGUUAGCGGUCGGAGACGCUGACCAUAAUUCCGCACCAAUCCCAGACAUCCCCGAGUUGACUUUUCGUCCCACUGACUUCAAUUGCAGACACACAAACUACGACGAUCCCGUGGUCGUCUCCAUCCAACUGGGAGACCUUAUUGUUCGGAAGGCAUUGCUUGAUCCAGGGAGUAGUGCUGAUGUACUUUUUUUUGCAACAUUUCAAAAAAUGAAAUUGAGCACUAACAUUUUGCAACCAUAUUCGGGAGACUUAGUCGGAUUCUCAGGAGAGCGAGUGCCCGUCCUGGGGUCCGCAUGGUUGCAAACUACACUAGGCAAACAACUAUUAUCCAGAACGCAGGAUAUUCAAUAUCUCGUCGUAGACUGUUUUAGCCCUUAUAAUGUUAUCUUAGGGAGACCUUUUUUAAACAGAUUUGCUGCUAUUGUUUCUACAUAUCACCUCUGUGUCAAGUUCCCUGUGCAGGAUAAUAUCGUUACAACCAUACAUGGCGAUCUGCAAGAAGCUCGGCAAUGCUACAACAUAAGUUUGAAACCCAUAAGAAGAAACACUGAAGCUCGGGUCAACUCAAUACAAUCCGAACAACUAAUCUCGGUAGAAUUAUACCCAAGAACCGACUUUCAGGAACGUCCCAUGCCUAAUGAAGAUCUUCACAAGGUCGCCUUAACCGAAGAUCCAGCAAAGUUCACAUUCAUAGGAACAUCAAUGGACUACGAGGUCAGAAUAAACUAG
Arachis stenosperma is the source of this 1383-nucleotide messenger RNA. RefSeq lists its product as uncharacterized. The record is from RefSeq and is a predicted model, not a curated record. The transcript has a single exon. Bases 1 to 1383 code for a protein of 460 amino acids. Lineage: Eukaryota; Viridiplantae; Streptophyta; Magnoliopsida; Fabales; Fabaceae.